This is a messenger RNA of Staurois parvus, 460 nucleotides long. Lineage: Eukaryota; Metazoa; Chordata; Amphibia; Anura; Ranidae. The record is from the annotation of a GenBank genome assembly.
GGUGCGCUGUGUCCCUCGAACACAGCGGAUCACCGAUCACGGAAAGAGCUGAAGAUCUCGGCUCGGUCAUGUGAUCAGCUGUGUCCAAACACAGCUGAUCACAUAGGGGGGACAUGUACACUGAUCAUCAGAGCGCUGAUGAUCAGUGUGCCCUGACGAUCAGUGUAGCCCCAGCAGCGCCACCUGUCAGUGUCCAUCAGUGCCCUUGUCAGUGCUCAUCAGUGCCUCGUGCCAGUGCCACAUCAAUGCCACAUAUCAGUGCCUACCAGUGCACAUCAAUGCGACAUAUCAGUGCCCAUCUGAGCUGCCUUUCAGUGUCACCCAUCAGUGCCAGUCAGGGCCACCUAUCAAUGCCAAUCAGUGCCACCUAUCAGUGCUGCCUAUCAGUGUGCAUCAGUGCCACCUAACAGUGCCAGUCAGUGCCGCCUAACAGUGCCAGUCAGUGCCACCUAUCAGUGCC